Cyanistes caeruleus (blue tit) is the source of this 1102-nucleotide messenger RNA. The record is from RefSeq and is a predicted model, not a curated record. Lineage: Eukaryota; Metazoa; Chordata; Aves; Passeriformes; Paridae.
GACUUGGUCAUAACUUCUGCUUUCAGGAGCAGAGCACAGUGUGUCUGACGUGCUUUGAGAGGUUUUCUGAAGACACAGGGACAACUUUUAUAUCAAGACAAACUCUUAGGAAAGCUUCUCUUACAGCACUUGUUAUUGUCUCAGCUUGUUGAAAAUGGGGGAAGUAAACAAAUGCAUGAAGUACUCCAUGUUCAUCUUCAACUUCUUGUUUUGGGUGUGUGGUUGCAUCAUUUUGGGAGUCUCCAUAUGGAUACGUGUUAGCAGUGCUCAGCAGGGGAUAGACAGCAGUAUGUUUGCAGGAGUUAAUCUACUAAUAGCCGUGGGAGCCAUCAUCAUGAUCCUUGGGUUCCUGGGGUGUUGCGGUGCUGUAAAGGAGAGCCGGUGCAUGCUGAUGUUGUUUUUUAUUGCACUGCUUCUGAUCCUGAUUCUUCAGGUCACAGGAGGUAUUUUAGGAGCAGUGUACAGAUCUCAGGUGGAAACAGCCUUUAACCUUACUCUAAGCACAAGUGUGAAUGCACUGCAAAGUACUACAGGAGAAUAUAAAGAGUAUCAGGAGGAGUUCCAGAAGUUUGAGAAACAGUUCCAAUGUUGUGGAUUGACAAACGGAUAUAAAGACUGGGGAGAAAAUUUUAACAAACUUUCCUCAAACAUGUGCCAGUGUGAACUAGAGAAGCCAUCAUCAGAUCUCUGCAUUAGAUAUGACAACAGAUACAUCUAUAAAAAGCCUUGUGGAGAAGUUAUUAUGCAACAAAUUAAAGACAGUCUGAUCAUAAUUAUGGGGAUUGCCUUUGGACUGGCUGUUGUUGAGAUUCUUGGUUUGGUGUUUUCUAUGAGCCUCUACUGCCAGAUCCGGAGAAAAUGAAACUGUGAAAAUGUCAGAAUGAUGUCAGCAGUCAAAUCAAGACCUUUCUAGAAAGAAGGCUAGAGAUUUGGCUGGGCACAUUCAGAUGAAUAUAUGCAUGUCCCAGGCAGCUGUUCUGAUGAAAAUGGCAGCCCUUGCAUGGGUGCUUGACAACUUGCAAAAUGACAUCUUUAUAUUUCAUAAGACUUAAUGAUGUGAAUAUGAUUUUUUAUUUGCAAUAAACAUCUUUGUUUAUGUUUC